GAAAAUAUAUUUGAGUGGCAAUUUGCAAUCCGGGGCCCUUGUGAUACUGAGUUUGAGGGAGGAAUCUAUCAUGGGAGGAUCCAAUUGCCAGCGGAGUACCCUUUUAAGCCCCCGGCCUUUAUGAUGCUCACUCCAAAUGGUCGUUUUGAGACACAAACAAAGAUUUGCUUAAGCAUUUCAAAUCAUCAUCCUGAGCAUUGGCAACCAUCAUGGAGUGUGCGCACAGCGCUAGUGGCCUUGAUUGCAUUUAUGCCAACCAACCCAGAUGGAGCACUGGGCUCGGUGGACUACAAGAAGGAAGUAAGGCGGGAACUUGCCAUCAAGUCGCGUGAAGCUGCCCCAAAAUAUGGCAGCCCGGAGCGACAAAAAUUAAUUGACGAGAUUCACCAAUACAUGCUUAGUAGAGCUCCACCUGUGCCUCAACUUGCUCCAGUCCAAACCACUGACGAACAAAAAAAGAACGCAAGCAAUGAACAACAGAUUAAUCCACAUUCCAAUACUGUUGGUGUCACUGAAGAUCAUCCAAACCCAGAAAUGGAGCGGAGGGUUGUGGAAGAUGCAGCUGCAGGUCGUCUGAGAGUCAGCUUCAGUGCUGAAGUGAGCUUGUCAAGGACACCAGAAGAAGUGGAAAUUGGCGAGCAACCCCAGAAUCCUGUUGCUAGAGCUCAGAAGCCGAUGGAUGACCGCCUGCUCACUUGGGUGGCCGUCGGGUUAACUGUUGCUAUCAUAGCCCUUCUAGUGAAGAAAUUUCUGAAAUCCAGUGGGUUUGCUGGCUACGUGGAUGGGCUAUAAAUAGCAAGAUAAGACAUUUGGGGUGGAAUUUAUAAUCAUGCUGGAUCAAGUGAUAGAAAUAGUUUCUGUUGAUAUUCAGAGAAAUAUAUAUAUAUGCUUGUCUGCAGCCAUAUACUGUGCGCAGUGUAUUAUUGGCAGUUGAUAAGUCUUGCUAAUAAGAUACCUUGUAUUUUUUAUACCAUCUUAAGGAUUUUUUUUUUGGGUUA
This is a messenger RNA of Elaeis guineensis (African oil palm), 998 nucleotides long. The record is from RefSeq and is a predicted model, not a curated record. Lineage: Eukaryota; Viridiplantae; Streptophyta; Magnoliopsida; Arecales; Arecaceae.